This is a messenger RNA of Pezoporus flaviventris, 8688 nucleotides long. RefSeq names its product nuclear factor of activated T-cells 5-like. The transcript has 15 exons. The record is from RefSeq and is a predicted model, not a curated record. NCBI's taxonomy places the organism in Eukaryota, Metazoa, Chordata, Aves, Psittaciformes, Psittacidae. Gene Ontology annotation, molecular function: RNA polymerase II cis-regulatory region sequence-specific DNA binding; DNA-binding transcription factor activity, RNA polymerase II-specific; transcription factor binding. Gene Ontology annotation, biological process: calcineurin-NFAT signaling cascade; cytokine production; regulation of transcription by RNA polymerase II. The coding region runs from base 310 to 4587 and encodes 1425 amino acids. Gene Ontology annotation, cellular component: transcription regulator complex.
AAUCCUUUUUUGUUUAACAGAAUCUGUCUAUGACCUUCUCCCAAAGGAGCUGCAGUUACCACCUUCCACAGAAACAUCUAUAGCAUCCAUGAGCCAAACAAGUGGUGGUGAGGCAAGCUCGCCACCUCCAGCUGUAGUUGCUGCUGGACUUGGUAAUCCUUGUUGUAUUUAAGGAUCUCUUUGGAAAGAGCAAACAAGGAUUUCAGGAUUGGCUCCAUGAUUUGCCUCUGAAGCAGGGAGUGUCUGCAUUAAAAAUGACCUGUAGUUCUCUGCUUCAUAGAUGCUUCUUCAGCUCCUUCCUCUUCCUCCAUGGGCGGUGCUUGCAGCUCCUUUACCACCUUAUCCAGUCCUACCAUUUACUCUACCUCAGUCACCAACAGCAAGGCUAUGCAAGUGGAGAGCUGCUCCUCAGCUGUGGAGGUAAGUACCAGAGGGGUAAGUGAAAAGCAGUUAACCAGUAAUGCAGUCCAGCAGCAGCAGUCAAUGCCGAAGAGACACACAGUCCUGUACAUCUCGCCACCACCUGAGGACUUGCUGGACAACAGUCAGAUGUCCUGCCAGGAUGAGGGGUGUGGACUGGAGUCAGAACAGAGCUGCAGUAUGUGGAUGGAGGAUUCACCCUCCAACUUCAGUAACAUGAGUACCAGUUUCUACAAUGAUAACACUGAGGUGCCACGUAAAUCACGCAAACGAAAUCCAAAGCAGAGGCCAGGGAUCAAACGUCAAGAUUGUGAAGAGUCCAACAUGGAUAUAUUUGAUGCCGACAGCGCCAAAGCGCCUCACUAUGUCCUUUCUCAGCUCAGCACGGACAGCAAAGGCAACUCAAAAGCAGGAAAUGGAGCAUCAGAAAACCAGAAAGGAGCUGGAGGGAAGAAGACCCCAGUGUUGUGUGGUCAGUAUCCAACUAAGAGUGAGGGGAAGGAGCUGAAGAUCAUGGUACAGCCGGAAACCCAGCACAGGGCUCGUUAUCUGACUGAAGGCAGCCGAGGCUCAGUGAAAGAUCGGACGCAGCAAGGCUUUCCAACUGUCAAGCUGGAAGGUCACAAUGAGCCGGUGGUGCUUCAGGUAUUUGUGGGUAAUGACUCUGGUCGAGUGAAGCCACAUGGAUUCUACCAGGCCUGCAGAGUUACUGGGAGAAACACUACUCCCUGUAAAGAAGUGGAUAUAGAGGGGACUACUGUUAUUGAGGUUGGACUGGACCCAAGCAACAAUAUGACACUUGCGGUUGAUUGCGUGGGAAUACUGAAACUGAGAAAUGCUGAUGUUGAAGCUAGGAUAGGGAUUGCUGGCUCAAAGAAAAAGAGCACACGUGCUAGGCUGGUAUUUCGUGUUAACAUCACUCGCAAAGAUGGUUCAACUUUGACUCUUCAGACACCUUCUUCCCCGAUUUUGUGCACUCAACCAGCAGGUGUUCCAGAGAUCCUAAAGAAAAGUCUGCACAGUUGUUCAGUGAAGGGUGAAGAAGAAGUUUUUCUGAUUGGCAAGAACUUUCUAAAGGGAACAAAAGUGAUUUUCCAGGAGAACGUUUCUGAUGAGAAUUCAUGGAAGGCAGAAGCUGAAAUAGACAUGGAAUUAUUUCAUCAGAAUCACCUUAUUGUGAAGGUGCCACCAUACCAUGACCAGCAAAUAACCUCAGCUGUUUCUGUGGGAAUAUAUGUGGUAACCAAUGCUGGAAGAUCGCACGAUGUGCAACCAUUUACGUACACUCCAGACACAACUGGUACUCUGAAUGUUAAUGUGAAGAAGGAAAUCUCCAGCCCAACCCAACAUUGUUCUUUUGAAGAGACUAUAAAAGCAGUGAAGGCCACUGGCUGUAACCUGGAGAAGGUCAACAUUCUUCCUAGUGCCUUGAUAACACCAUUCAUGCCAAGCAGUAUGAUUAAGAAUGAAGAUGUGGCUGCAAUGGAAGUAAGUACAGAAAAAAGAUCUCCUCCUGUCUUCAAGGCUUCAAGUGUUGUUGGACCAGCUCAACAAACACUGGAAAACAGUAUGUCCAGCAUAUCAACUUCUGCUUCUCAUUUACCUUCUGAAAAUGAAAACCAGCAGCAAAUACAGACGAAGCUGUAUAAUCCAGAGACACUAAUUACUAUCCAAACACAGGACAUUUCCCAGCCUGGUAGCUUUUCAGCAGUCUCUACUUCAGGUCAGCUGCAGAGCAGUGAUACGUUAUUGCAGCAAGCUGCACAGUUCCAAACAAGAGAUUCCCUAACCAGGGAAGUCUUGCAAUCAGAUGGCACAGUGGUCACUUUGUCACAAUUAACUGAUGCAUCACAACAGUCUACACUCUCAGAACCAGCACAGGCAUUUCAGGAACAGAUUUCAUCAAGUAUUUUCUCAUCAGGAAGUGGUGUGAGUAAGUUACAGAACACUAUCCAGCAACUGCAAGUUGGAAAUUUUCCAAGAAACACUGCUACUGGCAGCAAUAGGAAUGUUGACUUGGUGCAACAGGUAUUGGAAGCUCAACAGCAGUUAUCCUCUGUUUUAUUUUCCGGUUCAGACAGCAGUGAGGAUGUUCAAGAUCAGCUAAAUGCAGAUAUCUUUCAGCAAGUUAGUCAGAUACAAAAUAGUGUAAAUCCUGGGAUAUUUUCCUCAUCAGACACAGCUGUUCAUUCCAGAUCAGAGAACCUUUUGCCUGGACGAGCUGAAAAUGUUCACUCACAACCUGAAAAUGCAUUGUCCAAUCAACAGCAGCAGGCGAUGGAGACUUCUGCUGCAGUGGUGAUAGGAAUCCAACAAAAAAUUUGCCAGGCUGCAACACAGAUGCAAUCUGAUUUGUUCUCUUCAACAUCAGGAAAUGGAGCCCUCCAACAGUCACCUGUUUACCAGCAGGCUUCUCACAUAAUGAGUGGGUUAUCAACAAGCGAAGACAUGCAAAUACAGUGUGAAUUAUUCUCUUCAUCUCCUGGUGUUUCUGGAAGUGAUACUACUCCUACUGCUCAGCAGCAGGUCUCCAACAAUGGACAUACUAUGUUUCAGGCCGCAAAUUCUGCAAGUGGCGAAGGAGCUUCAGAACAGAACAAACAGAUGCAAAGUACUGUCUUUCAGACCAUGGUUCAAAUGCAGCAUAGUGGAGAAAGUCAAUCUCAAGUUAAUCUGUUUUCAGCUACUAAAAACAUGAUGGCUGUUCAGGCAAGUGGAACUCAACAACAAGGAGGUGGUCUAUUCCAGCAGAGCGAAGAAAUCAUGUCUGUUCAGUCAGGAAGCUUUAUGCAGCAGUCUCCACAUUCUCAAACUCAGCUUUUUCACUCUCAGAAUCCUAUUGGUGAUACUCAGAAUAUAUCACAGGAAACACAAGGCUCUAUUUUCCACAGUCCAAAUUCCAUUGUCCACAACCAGACCAGUACCAAUUCCUCAGACCAACUGCAGCCUCCAAUGUUCCACUCACAGAACACCAUCGGUAUAUUGCAAAGCUCUUCAGUUCCUCAAGACCAACGGUCUGCUGACAUGUUCCUUUCCCAGAGUUCAAUGAGCAAUGCUGCAACUCAAGAACAGGUAUCAUUCUUUACAAGCCCAAAUUCCAUUUCUCCUCUUCAGACAGCAACAAACACUGAACAGCAGACUUCUUUCCAGCGGCAGACAGAGAUAGCUCACAUCCAGAGUUCUAUGCUUCCCCAAGAACAGCCCCAGACUCAGCCUACUCAGCAAGGUUUGUUUCAGUCUCAAGUGUCACUAGGCUCCAUCCAGUCCAGUUCAAUUCCUCAGAACCAACAAGGAACUAUUUUCCAGCCUCAGCAUUCAAUAGUUGCUAUUCAGAGUAGUCCUCCAUCUCAAGAACAGCAGCAGCAGCAACAGCAAAACAUGAUGUUCAGUAAUCAAAAUGCAAUGAGUACAAUUGCUUCUCAAAAGCGGAACAUGAUUUUCAAUCCAAAUCAAAACCCAGUUACCAAUCAGGAGCAACAAGGCCAGUCCAUUUUUCAUCCACAGACUAACAUGACAUCAAUGAACCAGGAGCAGCAGCCCAUGCAAUUCCAGAGUCAGAGUACUGUGUCUUCUCUUCAGACUUCUGGAUCCAGCCAGGCUGAAGCACAGCAGCCAGCCAUCUUCCAUAACUCACCCCAGAUUCAGUUGGUCCAAAGUUCAUCAAGUUCUCAAGAGCAACAAGUCGCACUCUUCAUCUCUUCAGCUUCCAUGUCUGCUUUACAGAAUAGUAUGAGCCAGCAAGAGAUGCAGCAGUCUCCUAUGUACUCUUCUCAAAACAGCAUGGCAGGAAUGCAAGGAACUGCUUCUCCUCCACAGCAACAAGCUGCUUUAUUCCACAACACAGCAGGAGGUGCUAUCAACCAGCUGCAGAAUUCUCCUGCUUCGCCUCAGCAAGCAUCAGGAAUAUUCCUGUUUGGCAUUCAAAACAACUGUGGCCAGCUGCUAACUUCUGGACCAGCGACGUUGCCUGAUGAGUUGAUGGCUAUAAGUCAGCCGGGUCAGCCACAGAGCAAGGGACAAGCAGCUGUGCCCACACUUCUCUCCCAGCAGAUAUCUGAGACGUCUCCACUACCUUCAGCUAUGGCAACCAACCAGAAUAUUGAGAAAAUAGAUGAUCUGCUCGUGUCAUUGCAAAACCAGGGGAACAAUAUAACUGGCUCCUUUUAAUUAGUCAAAAAUUCUGUGAAGAAAAAAGUGAUGAUUUCCCAGAUACUCUCAGACCUUCUGACUCUGGAUUAGGCUGUGUGGAACUGAUUGCUUCUGUCAGUGGCCCUCUUCUCUAAAGAGCACACACAUGGCCAAUUGCAGCAUCUAGCACCUAAGGCUAUGACCAUAGUAUUUGGGAUUUGUAGUGCAAUGCUGAAAAGCUAUGCUUUGUUUUACAAGAGCAUGGGAUUGUACCAUUACCAGAUUCCUAAGCCUCAUUAACAGUGGGGUGCUCUUUGACUUUAAAGCAUAUCUGAUCAGCUAUUAUUGUUGUUAGAAGGUAAUACAUGUCACCAUAUUUACUUUUUUUCCUCCUCUUCCUUCUUCACAUCCCCUCUUUUGACUGGAAAAGCUUGUGAAGCAGAAACAUCAAAUGCCUGUGCCAUGAGCCAUGACUCAUAGCUGUCAGUAAGUGAAGGGAUUGUUUUAGAAUUGAGUGGGAGAGCUAAUACUGUGAUUUGCUAAUUGCAGUAGGCAGCAAUGACAAAUUGAUAACUAUAAUCAGCAAGCAGAGAAUUGUUUGUUUCUGUAGAUAGCCAGAGGUGGGUGCUUCCCAUCUGCAGAUGUGAUUAAUCAUUUUCCAUGUCUCUUAUGUGUAACUGUACAUGGAGCAAGGGUUUGGUGGCUCUAAAAUGAAGACAUGAAGGGGAACUUUCAGUUAAAUUUUGCUCUUAAAAUCUUGUCCUCUAAAAUACCUUCUAAAGAAUGUUCUGCCUGGCUGAGGAAAGAACUCUGUCUCUCGCUCUGACUGGAUGGGUUAGAACUCUGUAAAGCUGCAUUAGCUGUUCUCAAAACAGUCUUCUCCCUUCCAUUCUUUUCAUGGUUUUCCUUCUCUCUUCCCCAGUUUCAUAUUGUGUUUUAAAAAAAGGCAUAAAUAUCCUACUGGCUUUAAAUGCCAGAAGCAGCUUUUAGAAAUCCAUGGCAUUAAAUUGCUUAGUCAAUAGAAGCUUUGACAAAUAAUCAAGAAUUAAGGAGAGGGGAAGCAAUUUCUCCACCACCUUCUAAAUGCAGGAACCCCCCUUAACCAGGCAUUUUCCAGCUGUUACUGAUGUAAAUCUUCAGCUUGACUUUACUCCAAGUUAGGGGCAAAUUACAUAAUUUUUAAGCAUUCUGGAAAAUUUCACUUAAUCCUGAACUGUUGCAUCUUUGUAGCAUAUUGAGCUCACUGCAGUUUUGAAGUGAUUAUUUUUCCCUACCAACAGUCCCCCAAAUCUAGUUUCUAGAUGGUCAUGUUUCAAUUUAAAAACUAAAAAAAAACCCCAUUGACUGAUGUUACAGAAUAUAAGAACAACCCACUUCAGAUCAUGCAGUUGCAUUGUGAGGUAUGUGAAUUUUUUGGGUGCUCCAACUAUCCAGAAAGUUUUGUGAAUUCUCACUACAACCUCAUUCAGAUCUUUGUUUCUUCUGCAUGUAGAAAGCUGUUGCUGCCUUGAGACUCAGACAGCUGUCAUGUAUGGCGAUUAUGCCUUGAUAGAGUGUAGUUCGUAUCAUGUCAUUUUACAUUUUUGUUAUUUUAAAUAACAAAGACUAGUCUGUAAAUGGUUUUCUAAGUUCUUCUAGUCUGUUUACCGUGUUUUUUCCCUUAACUUGUGUGUGUAAUUGAGCCAUGUAGAAAGUUUGUUUAAUGGAUUUUCCUAUUUGUCAGUCUGUCCUGCCGUUCACUUUCUCUGUCUCUCUCUUUCUCUCCCUCAUUGAGAGGCAAUGAAUUACAUUUUCAGUAGUAAGGUUUCUUGCCGAUAUGAAGGGAACUUUUCAGAAAGAGACCUGCUCUUGGUCAUUUAAUUUUGAAUACAGUUUUCAAUCGUUCAGGUUUUGGAUGGUUUAUAUCUAACGUGUGUUUCAUUUUUUUGGAAAGCUAUAUUUUGUAUUUAGGAAAUGGUAUACUAUUUUGCUAUUUGUACUGAGUGAGUACACUGGCAUAAAUAUACAAAUUUAUAUACAUAUAUAUAUAAUAUUCUUUUUGCCACACAUUUUUGUGGUAAACUUGUGAGUUUGUCUGAUGCUCUACCACAACAUGACAUCUGAUAACUGGGGCAGGGUGGGGUUUGUCAUGUCUUUAUUGAGUAUUUAAUUACUUUUUGCAACAUAACUUGUUCAUCUUUCACCAUUCCAUCAGGCAGUUUAUUGUUCCAACUGACUAUGAGAAGCUUCCCUUUGUGUUUUGAUGUGUCUGUCACUCAGCAAUAUGACCUAGUAAGGAAACUCAUAGGAACUUAGGCAUAUAUAAAGUAACAGGGUUUCAUUCAGAAUGAGCCAUUCAGCUUUUUUCCACUAUCAUUGUCUAUUUAAUAUUUUUAUUAUCAAUGCCUCUGUGUUUUAAUUCUUAGUUUAUGAUUAUGCUAAAAUGUUUAAAAUUUUAAUCAUGAUAAAAAAAAUCCCUGCUUCCUAAUGUCCAGAGCUGCUUUAACCCUGAACCAUACUUUCUCUUUCUGCAACUUAUUUUUUAUUUCCUGAUAAGACAAGAUAUUAACAAUCUCGUUAUGGUUCAUGACAUGAAAGCAGCAGCCUUGCAGCAUUGACUAAAUGCUAUGUGAGGCUAUGUAGGAGACUGAGAAUUAUGGACCGAAGCAACUUCCAGAUGCUUGUGGAAGUCAAUAGCUAGUUAUUUGAAAAUGAACUAGUGGCUUUUGCAGGAUCACAGUCCCACGACAAGCUGCUGGAUGUCAUCCAGAGCCUUCAUACACAGAAGAAGUAAUAGGAAUGAUAAAUUCACUUGUGUGCUGCUUCAGUUUGUUCCAUUGUUCCAAAGGGGUGUAUCCUUACAUGGAAGUGCUGUUGGUCAGUGUCAAGUCACCAGGGACCAAUUCUCCAUUUAACAAGAUGGGUGUCCAAAAGAGAACUUCAUACCAAGACUGCUACAGUUCCAGGGGAAGGGUAUGUCUGAAUUGUGUGCUGUUUUGGGUUGAUCAUGAAGAAAAGAGAAAAAAAAAUCUAAAGUAAAUUAGAAAAGGCCUGUGCUAUCAUGUUUUUUGCUUCUGGAUAACGCCUUUUCUUGUGUUAAAUUUGUCAUGUUCAUUUUAGGUCAGUGUUUAAAUGUACAACACUUGGAACAUGUGAUUGGUUAUAAAAAGCAUGUCUUCUGAAUGAAGAAAUUGCUCAGCAGUUGAUCAGUGGUUGCAGACAGCUGUUACAAAGGAUAAAGAGAGGUUUGAUAAGCCAAUAAAGAGCUUAAAGAUGGGCUGCAGGAUUUCAUGGCAGAAAGACCCAAUAACAAGUGUGAGCCACAUCUGUAUUUUAUCAGUCCUAAACAUUUACUUUUGGAAUUUAAGCAGUUGAUAUUGAUAAUUGGAGCUUACUCUGCCUUUUUUCUUUUAUUUUAAUCCCAUUCCUGUAUUUACUCCUUUACUCUGGUGUGCCUGUGAUCUGUGAGUAGAUGGAUGGAGCCUGCAGAAAUGAAGUGGUGACAUCAUGUCUAGUCCAUUUUGGGUGAGAAAGAAGAUACUGAGAUAUCAGUCUCUCUAAAUGUAAAGUUCCCAAUGACAUUACUCUAUAAGGGGAAGUUACUAUCAUAUCCACAGAGCAGCAAUGAAGUAUGGAAGAUACUACUGGGUGAAAAUGAAAAACUGUAGACCUGCAUUGCUGGGAUGGGUUUUAAGUGUCUUGUUUUUUUCUGCUGCUUGAGCUCGCUUCUGCAAGAACUGUUAAGUUUAAACCUGCACGUUCAAUGUGGACACUACCCUUCAGCUGUGUGUGCCUCUAACACACCCAUGGUCCGCUCUCUGCACGGCAUCUGUGGGGUGUUGGGAUUCACAGAACACCCAUUUGUUGGCACAGGUUAAAAUCUGGGGAAAGGUACCCGUUAGCCACCACUUGUGACUGCUGCAUGCGUUCUCUUGGCUGCUUAUAUGGGUUUAUGUGUAUCUAUAUGUAUAUAAAAUCAUGAGUAGCACAUAAUGCACAGUUAUCAGCUAAGUGUCUCUUCUGGCAGGAAGUUAUUGGUUCUUUCUGCUUAAUUAGAAAGUCUAUGUUUUGUUAUUAAUUGCCUCCCCACUGUCCUAUUUUUCAGAAGUUAUUCAAGCCAAAUGCUUUGUUAUUAUUUUAACAUAAAAAUAAUUCCAGAAA